This is a messenger RNA of Penicillium cosmopolitanum, 1545 nucleotides long. RefSeq lists its product as uncharacterized. The record is from RefSeq and is a predicted model, not a curated record. The transcript is spliced from 2 exons. The coding region runs from base 1 to 1545 and encodes 514 amino acids. Lineage: Eukaryota; Fungi; Ascomycota; Eurotiomycetes; Eurotiales; Aspergillaceae.
AUGCCUUGUGCAAGUUUCGUCCCCCUGCCCUCUGAGCUAUGGGGCUGUAUCACAUUCUAUUUGUCCGGCACUGAUAUUAAGUCUUUGCGCCUGACAUGUACCCAAGUCAACAACGCAGUCCCCUUUCGCCUCGACCGUGUUUUUCUAUCUGCCAACCCUCUUAACAUAGAGGUCUUUCGCAAUAUUGCAUCUGACGAAAAGCUCCGCUAUUUGGUGACUGAGGUGAUCUGGGAUGAGGCUCGUUUAACACGGGGCCCAGCGCGGACAUCGCAAACUGAUAGGGGACAAGAAUUACUGUCAGAUGAAGACGAGCCCAAUAUCGCUGAGGGACACAAAUAUAGAGGAGAGACCUGCUGUCCUAAGUGGUUCAAAGACGCCUGUGAAGAAAAUCUUCGCAUCCUGAGGAGCCUGAAAUCGGCCGAUAAAGAUAGACCCGAACAUAUUCGCUGCAGAGAGCAGAUCCUUGCUCAGCCUCCGCUGGAAGAGUGCUGGAAAUAUUAUCAACAUUUGCUACGUCAGCAAAACCAAGUGCUUGCCGACGACAGCGACCUAGAAGCAUUCUCUUUCGGUGUGAAGCAAUUUCCUGCUUUGAAAAAAGUCACCAUUACGCCUGCGGCCCACGGCAAUCUCUUCAGCCCACUCUACCCAACUCCUAUGAUCCGUGCUUUUCCGAAGGGGUUUAAUUACCCUAUUCCACGAGGUUGGCUGUACUUUAAAUCAUACUUCGGACCUGCUACCGCUUAUUCGUGGAACCGUUACCCCGAACUCAGAGAACGGUAUCGUGGCUUCUGCACAGCAAUGCGUGUACUAGCCAAUGAACCGAAUUCUGUGCUUAAAAACCCGGGCUUCCGCCGACUAGACAUAUCGCUGCUUGUUGGCGGAGAAGAUGAGUCAGACCUUGAACCAUGCUGGCGAUCUUUUCUCAAUGGCCGUUUACACCGUGCACUUAGUGAAGCAACAGAAAUUGAGGACUUCAGACUACAUGCGACAUUCGAUGAUGAGCUUGCUUAUAACGACGCAUACCCCCUUAUCCCUUUAAGGAACAUUAUACCUGUGGAAAAAUGGCCAAAUCUGCGCCACUUUGAACUAUCGAGCUUUUCUAUCUCACAAGAUGAUUGUAUCUCCUUCCUUGGUACUCUACCGAAGACCAUUCGGUCCAUUGAACUUAGCAUGCUAGACUUCCUUGAUGAUGGGUGCUGGUAUAGCAUGCUAGAAGAGAUCCAGCGAAUGGUAUCUGAGGGUACUUUGUGGAGAGACCUAAGUACCACCUGCCGACCCAAGAUUACGAUCGGAUUGUCAGCGGUAGAUGGGGCUCCUCCAACAUUUGGAAGGGCUAAAUGGAUUGAGAAAGAAGUACGGGAUUUUGUGUGCGGGAGUGGGUCAAACCCAUUUGAUGAACCAGGCUCUAUUGACAUUUCAUAUGGGACCGGCGUAUUGAAGGAUGCAUUUGACCCUAAUUUUGAACGCCCAAAUGUGGGUCCGAAAGAUUUGAUAAGACUGAACAUUCGCAAGAAGGCUUCGGAUUGGGACUAUACUAAAUACUGA